AGAGACACUUUCACCAGCGCGUUUGUCAAGAACCUGAUCGUGGUUCUGGUCUGGCUCAUCCUCAGUUACAUCAACGGCAGCUUGGUGGUCACCUUUUUCAGACACCAGACCUUUUAUGAAGACCCUCGCUACAUCCUCUUCAUCCACAUGGUGAUCAAUGACGCCAUCCAGCUGACCGUCACCAUCACGCUGUUCGUCCUCAGCUACAUCUUCUACAAGAUCAACGUCUCCUUCUGCUGCUUCUUCAUCCUGGUGGCAGUCUUCACCACCAGAAACACGCCGGUCAACUUGGCCAGCAUGGCCAUCGAGCGCUACAUCGCCAUCUGCGAUCCUCUCCGACACGCCCAGAUCUGCACCGUGAGGAGGACCUACAUGGUGGUGGCGUUGAUCUGGUUUAUAUGCGUGGCUCCGGAUAUCACCGAUCUGUUUGUGACGCUGGCGACCGAGUCCCUGAGUUUCUUUCACGAGUCGGUAUUCUGCAUGAGGCAGAACGUGUUCAAAAACCCAAUCCUGGCGCAGAAACGACAAGCCUUCGACAUCAUCUACUUCUCCUGCGUGUUCCUCACUCUGGUCUUCACCUACUUGAGGAUCCUGUUCGCGGCCCGGGCCCUCUCCACGGAGAAGGUGUCGGCCCAGAAGGCCAGGAACACCAUCCUGCUCCACGGGGCCCAGCUGGCCAUGUGCAUGCUCUCCUACAUCUCCCCCAGCGUGGAGAUCGUUCUGCGGCUGAUCUUCCCUGGACGAAUCCUAGAAAUCAGAUACGCAAACUACCUGAUCGUCUACAUCCUGCCCCGCUUCCUGAGCCCGAUCAUCUACGGCGUCAGAGACAAACAGUUCAGGAAGUACCUGAAGAUGUACCUCCUGACAAACAGGUGCAGGGUCAAACUGCAGAGAGUGGCCCCUCAGUGCAGAGAGGAGAUGUCCUAG
This is a messenger RNA of Anoplopoma fimbria (sablefish), 927 nucleotides long. Its product is annotated as odorant receptor 131-2-like. Gene Ontology annotation, biological process: G protein-coupled receptor signaling pathway. Gene Ontology annotation, molecular function: G protein-coupled receptor activity. Gene Ontology annotation, cellular component: membrane. Lineage: Eukaryota; Metazoa; Chordata; Actinopteri; Perciformes; Anoplopomatidae. The record is from RefSeq and is a predicted model, not a curated record. The coding region runs from base 148 to 927 and encodes 259 amino acids. The transcript is spliced from 2 exons.